AGCGUUCCUAGUUCCACCAAGGUAGUCGCUCUGUGAUGGAGGAAGGAAGGGGAAGAAUCUACCUUGAAGUUAGGCAUUGUGCUUGGAGUGAUUGGUGCAAUUGUGGCGAUAUUGGGUGUAUUGGGGCUGUUGAUUAUUGUUAUUUACAGAAGGCUACAGAGGAAAGGGCUUGAUGAAUUCAGAAGUGAGAGUUUUGUGAUGGAGAAAGGCUCUCCUUUGGGAAGGCAUGUUCCGCAGCCGAUGAGGAUGGCAUCGAUAGGGCGGCCCCUGUACCAUAAGUUCACACUCGAGGACAUGGAGGAGGCGGCGAACAACUUUGAUCCAUCCAAUCUAGUGGGAGAAGGGCAGCUAUAUAAAGGAAGGCUGAGAGAUGGAUCUGUGGUGCUUGUGAAAUGCCUGCUGAAACGGAAGCAUUCUCCUCAAGCUCUGCAGCACCACAUGGAGGUGAUGUCCAAGCUGAAGCACUGGCAUUUGGUGAGGUGCUAGGCCACUGCAUUGUCCCACCAAAUUGGAACCUGCGUCGAUAACUAAAUCAUCAAGGAGAGGGGUAGUUUAAUCACGGUCGAUUUUGUUUCCUUCAUUCUCCAUUUCAACCAAACGCUGGAAAUUGGGCCAAACUCCUACGUGGGCUGAACCAAACACUCUACAAUUCUAUCCACCAAAUCAUGAAAUCCCAUUUACUAUAAACCCAUAUUAAAUAUUUUACUA
Salvia hispanica is the source of this 708-nucleotide messenger RNA. Its product is annotated as putative LRR receptor-like serine/threonine-protein kinase At1g14390. The record is from RefSeq and is a predicted model, not a curated record. NCBI's taxonomy places the organism in Eukaryota, Viridiplantae, Streptophyta, Magnoliopsida, Lamiales, Lamiaceae.